GUGUUGUGUCGAAUACUGUUACCGUGUCAAUAUGUCCCCCCCCCACUUCCACCCAGACCUGAACCAAUCCUUACCACCUGAUGGGGGCGCUGUCACUUUACCAGGAAGGAGACGCAGAAGACACUGGCACAGCAGCAGGUGAUCUCACCGACUCCGACCGAGCAAAGUCCUCUUUUCUUCAGGCUCCAGAGGGGGGCCAGAGGACCAGAGCACCGCCCACCGCUCUAUUCACCCUGCAUGAUGGGAAACCUGCUGUUCUCCACCGGUUUCUUCAGGAGUGACACAGCCAUGUGUGAACAGGACAAUGGAGGGAGGUUUAUCACCAGGAAGGUCAGCAAUGGCCUGACUUAUUAUUACGCUACGUUCUCAGGGUCGGAUGGCAGGGAAGAGACAUUAUGUGCUGCCAAAAACUCUCAAACCUCAACUGCACUUUGCCCCAUCUCACUUUCAGCUCUGCCCCACAGCCACUCCGCUUCCUCCUCCUUCUCCUCCUCCGCAGAUCCUUCCUCCUCACCUCUGCUCUCAGAUUCACCGUCACACACAUCUGCCUCCUCCCCAAACCAAUCAGAUCCUGCAUCCACUUCCCGUCCUCUUCUCCUUUUCUUCUCCUGGCUCGGCGCCCGGCCGGCUGCGGUGGCCAAGUACAGGGACCUUUAUCUGGACCGCGGCAUGGACGUCCUCCUGGUCCAGAGCAACGCCCUGCACUUCCUGUGGCCUCGAUGGGGGCUCGACUACGGGUUGGAGGUCCUGAAGGUUCUGGAAGAGCCUCAGUUCUCAGGGAGGCCGGUGCUGGUCCACGCCACCUCCAUCGGCGGUUACACUUUCACCCAGACGCUCACCCACAUAGCUCAGGGGCAGGAACAACAUGCAGGCCUGGCCCAGAGGGUGAUAGGACACGUCUAUGACAGCUUGGUGGCUGGCAGUCUGGAGCACAUGGCGAUAGGCCUUGGCAGGACCCUGGUGCCACGCUUAGAGAGCUUUGUCAAAAACGUCGCCAUGUUUUACUUCUGGCUCUUCAAAACCCACACGGCAGACGUCUACAACGACUGCAUCCAGGUGUUCCACAACAGCCCGAUUACGGCGCCGGCCCUCUUCUUCUACAGUGAAAACGACGCCCUGUGCGACCCGGCCGCCAUGGAAAAGAUAAUUGACCUCUGGAGGAAGAGGGGCGUGACCGUGGAGAGCAGGAAAUGGAAGGAAUCGAAACAUGCGGCCCACAUGCGAUGCCACCCAGAGGACUACCUCUGUAUGCUGGAGAAAUACUUGAACUCGCUCGCCAUUCCCUCGCUCAAAGCAAAAAUGUAAACUGUUGCGGGCGUAAAGGUUUAGUUUGAUUGAUAUUUAAAACUGUAAAGCGCUUUAUGAUUUCAAAGACCAGCAUGAGUAACAGUGGAGUUUAACAUUGUUAUCUCUCCCUGUAAGCCUUCUCAGUUGUUUGUCUUUUGAUUUGAAGCAAGGUUACAUUUAAAGCGAUAUGCACUAUUUGAUAAGUACUGUAGAAGCCUUCGUCAUGUGAUGCUUGCUUUGCACAUGAGGUGUUCUCUAUUGAGCUGUUGUUGUUGCACCUUAAUACCAGAGAUCUGUUGUUUGCACAAUAGAUGUAAUAAAACUAUAAGAGCUCAAAUGUGAAAUGCAUUGUUCCUAACCUCUGAUUUUUAAUCUUUGCUCUAUUUGUUUCAGCAGAAAAGCACCAAUGUACAUAAACCGCUUACAUCGGAUUUACAUGCAUGUGCAUGGUGGGAUUUAGUUUGUUCAUGAGGGUGAACUGUGGAGGACCACAAGAGUCACAGAAAUAGUAAUAAAGCAUUUAAUUGAUUAAUAACUAAUUGUACAAUUUAAACAGGCGUUAAUACUUUUGUUUUCAAAUAAAUUAAUUAAUAUAUGAAUAGAUGGACAAAAUUCUAAGUAAUCCAUUAUUUGACAUGUUAAUGAGCAAUAAAAAGAAG
This is a messenger RNA of Sebastes umbrosus (honeycomb rockfish), 1946 nucleotides long. RefSeq lists its product as uncharacterized. Gene Ontology annotation, molecular function: serine hydrolase activity. Bases 238 to 1305 code for a protein of 355 amino acids. Lineage: Eukaryota; Metazoa; Chordata; Actinopteri; Perciformes; Sebastidae. The transcript has 3 exons. The record is from RefSeq and is a predicted model, not a curated record.